Molecule: messenger RNA, 2503 nt
Organism: Cicer arietinum (chickpea)
Lineage: Eukaryota; Viridiplantae; Streptophyta; Magnoliopsida; Fabales; Fabaceae
Product: protein GRAVITROPIC IN THE LIGHT 1
Biological process (GO): negative gravitropism; response to red or far red light
Source: RefSeq, a predicted model, not a curated record
UUGAUACUUGAAAAUUGAAAUAAACAAGUUGCAAUAGAAGAAUACUUUGUUUAGUGGUUAGACAUCAAGUGUUUUCUCCAAACUAACAUGCGAGUAUCUUCUAGUUUACGAAGAAAGAAAUAAACAAAAGUUUCUUGACUCCUAACCUUUCAUUUCUGUUUCAUAAUGUUUUCAAACAGUGAAACAUCAUAUAGAUUAACAGUUCUUGGCUACCUCAUUUUGCAUAAUUUGGUAGGGUCCAUAAUUACAUCACAAACAAAAACAUCAAUCACGUACCAUAAUAAUAGGUCCCACAUUAUCAUCUCUCUGAGUAGCACUACGAGUAUAUUAUUCCCAUAAAUCAAGUAGGUGUGAAAAAAUAAAAGGAAGAAAAAAAAAACUCAAUGGCUUCAAUGUCAAAAUUCUUAUACUACAAGCCUACUUCGAGUAUUUAUCAUCACAAAGCAAAACAUGCCAUACUUUUUCUUUUCCCGCUCUUUAAAAAUGCUACUAUAAUUUGCUUAAUUUUCCACUUACUUUCAAUAAUUUAUGUUAUUAUAUAUUAAUAUCAGUACUACCUCGAACACUGAUAUAGUAGUCAAAUAUUUGUGCCUGCUUUUCAAAAUCAAAAUCAAAAUCAAAAUCUUCUGAUUUUUUUGCUGCAAACAUUUAAUCACACAUUCUCAAACUCUUUCNCUUCAAAUUUUAUCAUUUUCUCAAUUAAACUCUUAUGCUUCAAACAGAAACUUUUUUCACUUGAGAUGGAAACUGUGAAACCAAAAUCAGCAAUGAACAACAGGAGACAAAAAUUUGCCAAGACAUUCCAGAAGGUAAUUAGUCUCAAAAGUGCAACAAAAAUUGCUUCAAACAAUGGCAUUUGCAUGCUAAACUCAAAUCUCAAAGUGAAAGAAGAUCUUUCCACAGAUCAUCAGACCAAAACCAAAGGCAACAACAACAACAACAACAGCAAGGUGCGAAAUCGAAACAAAGCGGUUAUGGAAGCUCUAAUUGCAAGACUAUUUGCAGGAGUUACAACCAUAAAAGCAUCAUAUGCAGAACUUCAAAUGGCUCAACAUCCUUACAACAAUGAUUCAAUUCAACAAGCUGAUCAAGCAGUGGUUGAUGAACUAAGAUCCAUCUCAGAAUUGAAAAGAAGGUUCUUGAAGAAAGAGCUUGAUCUUUCACCUCAAGUUACAAUAAUGCUAUCAGAGAUUCAAGAACAACAAAGCAUAAUGAAAACAUACGAAAUCACCAUCAAAAAGAUUCAAGGUGAGGUUGAUGCAAAGGACUCUAAAAUCUCAUCUCUUAGAAAACAACUUGCUGAAUGCAUUGCAUUCAAUAAAUCACUUGAAAAGAAACUCAACAAUAGUGAAUCUUUGUCACUCUUUGUUAACCUUGAACUUUCAAUGUUGAAUCCAAACCACUUUGUUUAUUUUCUUCAACACACUUUAAAAUCAAUAAGGAGUUUUGUGAAGCUUAUGAUUGGAGAAAUGGAAUCAGCUCAUUGGGAUCUUGAAGCAUCUGUCAAAUUCAUCCACCCAAAUGCAAACUUCACAAAACCAAAUCACUUUUGCUUUGCUUUUGAAUCAUUUGUAAGCAUAACAAUGUUUGAAGGCUUCAACUACCCAAAUUUCAUUGUUCAAGAUGACCCUUUUCAAAAAAAUCAAAAUAUUCAACACCAUAGCCAUCAAAGUCUCUACUUUGACAAAUUCAAAAAGCUCAAAUCUUUGAACAUGAAACAGUACUUAGAAACCAACCCAAAAUCUUCUUUUGCAAGAUUCUUAAAAUCCAAAUACAUGCAAUUGGUUCAUGCAAAAAUGGAAUGUUCUUUAUUUGGAAACUUGAACCAGAGGAAAGUAGUGAAUUCUGGAGGGUACCCAGAUUCUGCUUUUUUCUUAGCUUUUGCUGAGAUGGCAAAGCGCGUUUGGACCCUGCAUUAUUUGGCAUUGUCAUUUCAAGAAGAAUUCAACAUUUUUCAGGUGAAGAAGAACACUAGAUUCUCUGAGGUUUACAUGGAAAGUGUUACAGAAGAACCAGUUUCAACUUCAGGUGAUUCCACCGAUUCGAAUUCCGGCGAGCUUCGGGUGGUUUUCACGGUGGUGCCGGGUUUUAAAAUUGGUAAAACAGUGAUACAGAGUCAAGUUUACAUGUCUUUGAUGGAUUCUCCUUCAAGUUCAAGAUAGAAAUUAAAUUAGUAUUAUAUUGUACCAUAUAUUAUGAGUAUAUAAUACUCAUAAUAAUGUACUGUUAUUAUAAUUAGGCAUUAGUUUUAUAGUUUUAAGAUAUUGAUUAAAUGUAAUAAGCAGUCCAUUGUUUAGUUAAGAAAAAAAUAAUGGAUGCUAGCUAGCUAAAGUAUUCAUGUAUAAUUAGGCAUUUUUUAAGUUGUAUUGUACAUUUGAUCUCAAAAUAGGGAUGAUUUAGGUGCUAAGGGCUAUACAUUUUUCAAUUCUCAUCAAUCAAUAGUACUUGUAUGUUAUCUUGUAUGUAUGAUGGUACUAUACUGUAAUCAGAUAAUUCAGUUUUA